This is a messenger RNA of Lobosporangium transversale, 2433 nucleotides long. RefSeq names its product sulfate transporter family-domain-containing protein. The record is from RefSeq and is a predicted model, not a curated record. Gene Ontology annotation, molecular function: sulfate transmembrane transporter activity. The coding region runs from base 136 to 2334 and encodes 732 amino acids. Lineage: Eukaryota; Fungi; Mortierellomycota; Mortierellomycetes; Mortierellales; Mortierellaceae. Gene Ontology annotation, biological process: transmembrane transport. The transcript is spliced from 3 exons. Gene Ontology annotation, cellular component: membrane.
CUCUCGUUCUCACCCACCAUCCUUCCUUGGCUCUUGUCCCUGAUCUAAAGGAAACAUCACUUCAUUGUAUUUCCGACUGAAUAUAUUUGCUUCAUCACUUCUCCUCACACUGUUCUCCUUCUUACUCUUCAUCAAAUGGCUGAUCAAGAGUUGAAAGCAUAUGGCCGUGGGAUCGUCAACUGGGUCAAGGCCUUCCCUUCCAACACCCCUCGUUACAUCACUGAGCGUCUUCCCAUUAUCAAAUGGCUGCCAAAAUACAACCGUGGAUGGGCCCUCAGGGAUAUUAUCGCCGGCGUCACUGUCGGACUGAUUGUCGUUCCUCAGGGAAUGUCAUAUUCCAAGAUUGCUGGUCUACCUGUCCAGCAUGGACUCUACUCUGCAUACAUUGGCGCCAUCUUUUACUGCUUCAUGGGAACUUCCAAAGAUUUGACUAUCGGACCUACUGCUGUUAUCUCACUUAUCACUGGUGAACUUGUUGCUGAACUCGCUGGACGCAUGAGCGCCCCCGCUGUUGCCGCUAUCUCUUGCCUCUGUGUUGGUGCAUUGACCUUGAUCCUCGGAGUUCUUCGUCUUGGAAUCAUCCUUGACUUCUUCCCUACCACUGUCUUGGUCGGCUACACGAGUGGUGCAGCCGCUACAAUUGUCAUCCAACAGAUCCCCAAAUGGCUUGGCGUGCCAAACAUCAACAACCGUGCGCCUGUCUACGACAUCAUCAUCAAUAUGCUUAAGGCCAUCAAGACUCUCUCUUGGUUGGACCUUGUUUUUGGUCUUGUUGGCUUCUUCAUUUUGGUCGGUAUCGGUCUUGCUGUCGACCGUUGGGGCCGUGGCAAGUUUUCGAUUCAGAUGAUCAAGAUCUCGCGCUUCUUCAUUGUUACUGUGCUUGCCACCGUUGCCUCCUUCCUUGUAAACAAGGGCGCUCCACUUGAUGCUAAGGGCCAGAUCAUUCCCCGUAUCUCUAUUUUGAAGACUGUUCCUUCGGGCCUUCCUCAUCCAGCAGUUCCUGGCAUUACCGCAGAGAUCUUCAGAGAAAUUGUACCCAAGCUGUUUGCCAUUGCUUUGGCCACUAUUCUGGAACACAUUGCUAUUGCUAAAGCUUUUGCUCGCAAGAACCGUUACCAAUUGGAUACUAACCAGGAGCUUUUAGCUUUGGGCGCUGCUAAUAUUACUGCCUCGUUCUUUGGUGCCUACACUGUCACUGGUUCGUUCUCUCGCUCUGCUGUCAAAUUCCAGUGCGGUGUCAAAUCUCCAUUUGCAGGCUUCGUCACUGGCGCGCUCGUCCUCUUGGCUUUGUACUUCCUAACCCCUGCCUUCUUCUACAUUCCUGACGCUGCCCUGUCUGCUGUCAUCAUGGUUGCUGUCUCGACGCUGAUCAGCCCGCCCUCAGUAUUUGUUCAGUUCUACAAGGUCAACCUCUGGGACUUCCUCGCCUCCCAAGUCGCUCUCUGGGUCACUAUUUUUGUCUCUGUUGAAGCUGGUAUUGCUUCUGGUGUCGGUUUCUCUCUCCUCGUCCUCUUAUUCAGGAUCGCCCGCCCUCACUUCCAUGUCCUCCAUCAGGUCAAGGAUCGUCCUGACCUCUUUGUCGAUGAAUCGCUAUCAAAGUCAUUUGAGACUGUCCCUGCUCCCCAUGGUAUUUUGGUUUUUAAACCAGAGGAAUCUGCCACUUUCCCUAAUGUAGAGAGCUUCCAGUCCUGGGCCCUGGAUGAAGUUUACAAGUACACUCGCUUCGGUGGUCGUGUCAAGUCUGUCUCAGAGAAGAUGUGGUCCGAUGAUUUGGAUGUCCACAUCCGCAAUCUUCGCAAGGCUACCCACGGCGCUGAUUCCAAGAUUACUGAUGACGACCUUCCACAACUUCGUGCGGUUAUCCUUGAUAUGUCUGCUAUCAACCAAAUCGACUCCACCGGUCUCCAGAACUUAUUUGAUUUACGCGAUUUGUUCCGAGACUAUGCUGGUGUCACCGACUACCCUACUCUUUUCUUUGAAUUGCACUUUGCAAAUGUUCAAGCUAAUGUUCUCAACAUCCUUGAGCGCUCUGGUAUCACUCGUCCCCUUUCCCCUGCCGCUCUUCAGGACGUCAAGACGGAUGCUCCUUCUGCCCACGGUGGUGCACACUUUAGUUCUGGCCCUGUCGAUGAGAGGGGUCCUUACUUGAAGGAAGAGGGUCUUGUCCACUUCACUGUCCGUGAUGCUAUUGAUGCAGUCUUGAUCCGUGCUCAGGCUUGGGAAAAGGAUGUUCCAGCUGGCGAAGAGGGGCACCAUGCCAGCUCAGACUCAGACUUGGCUACUGAACAAAAGGAGAGACCGGCCGAGAACAAGACUGAACUCAACUAUGUCUAAAGAAGGCAGAUCUAAUCUUUCCCACUUUCAUGUUGGCACAACAAGCUACCGAUCCUUAAAAACUUGUAACAUUAGUUAUUGUAUAGGUUUGAAUAUACC